Molecule: messenger RNA, 954 nt
Organism: Pecten maximus
Lineage: Eukaryota; Metazoa; Mollusca; Bivalvia; Pectinida; Pectinidae
Product: dnaJ homolog subfamily C member 27-like
Exons: 6
Coding region: 141-731 (196 amino acids)
Molecular function (GO): GTP binding; GTPase activity
Source: RefSeq, a predicted model, not a curated record
AAUUGCAGAUUGUUUACGUAGUGAAGGAAACCUCAAGAUGGCGGCUCCCAUGUGAAAUACUCGCACCUGCUCCUUGUAAACUUGAUGAAUGUGUGCCAUAACUUAAUUAUUCGGGGAAUUUCCGUCAGCUUAAAUUCAGGAUGGAUAGGAAACCUGGCUUCCUCACGAAAAAUCCCCAGGACGCGGUAAAAGAGCUGAAGUGGAUAAAGGUUGUUGGUAUUGGAAAUGCUAAUGUGGGGAAAACGUGUCUAAUCAAACAUUUCUGUGAGAGUAAGUUCUGUGGAGGCUACCAGCCAACAGUUGGGGUGGAUUAUGGGUUUAAGAUCCAACACGUUGAUGGAGUAGAUUUGCGUGUACACCUGUGGGACCUCUCUGGAAGCCCAGAAUAUAUUGAUGUUAGAAAUGAACUCUACCUCCAGACCGACGCCAUCUUUAUGGUGUAUGACGUCACUAAUCAAGCCUCGUUUGAGGCGUUGGAAGUUUGGAUGAAGGAGGUCAAUAAGUACAGUACGACUGGCCCAGAAAUACGAUUGGUCGGAAACAAGAUUGAUAUUAAGAACAAACGUCAGGUUGAGAAGGAUGAAGCUAAAAAAUGGGCAACGCAAAAUAAAAUGGUAGGUUACUACGAGACGUCUGCGUCCACAGGUGAAGGUAUUGACUCCUUGUUCCACGAUAUGUUGUGCUCAAUAAUUGAGAGAAAGAAACUUUAUAAAAAGUCGGCGUCGCUAUGACAACAUAGUGUUGUGACAAUGUGUGAAUAUUUCUUUGUGUAAUUGAAAAAUAACUUCAGCAGCCAUUGUCUGUCAAUCGCCCUGACAGUGUGUUUGAGAUUUGUUUUUGUUUAUGUUGACAGACAGUGAAAUGUUUAUUUUAUCAUCAGUAUAAUAAUGUAUGUGUUGUAUUUCUAGGUAUGCAUAUGUUUAUAUUUAAUUAAACAUCAUUACUCAAUUUUAA